AUGUCGCGAAUGUCCCCCGCGCUCAAAGCGCUAAUCAACUCGCCCGCCGCGCGACCCAACACCCUGCCCGCGCCGCGCAACAUCCAGUCCGUGUACGCGAAGAUCCAACAAGAAGCCCAAGCCAAGGGCAUUUCGCAGCCCUCAUGGCUGGCCCUAUCGACAGCAACAACAAUGACCAUGAACUCGCCGGACUCGCUGACCGUGCUCUACGAACUCGCCACCACCACCUCCUCCACACCGGAACCCCCCACCCCCCUCGCAACCGCCGAACUCAUGCGCGAAGUCGGCCUCAAAUGCAUCAGCUUCAACGGCAUCCCACGCACAAUCAACUGCCUCAACGCCUUCCGCGCCAGUUUACCAGCCUCCAUAACCGACAACCUCUCCACAACGCCCACCCGCGAACCCACUCCGGCCACCAUUGAGGGCAUCCGCGCCCGCGGCCGCGCCCUCUGGGACAGCAUCUACCGGCCCUUCGAGACGAAACUCUACGAGAAGCUAGCGCGCGCGCACCCGGACCUGCCCGUGCACAUCCUGAACAUGAACUACGGGGCGUUGCUGGCGGAUCCCCCCCAGGAAAAGGCCGGGAAGGUGGGGCGGGUGCUCACCUCGCUGGUGGCCGUGGCGUGCCUGCGGGCGCAGACGGGCGUCGCGCCCCAGGUUACCUCGCAUGUGUUUGGGUUGCGGAAGGCGGUGGAGGAUGGGAGUUGGGCGGGGGAUGUUGAGACGAAGGCGGGCGCGGAGUGGUUGGCGAGUGAGGCGGGGAAUCUGUGGGUUCUGGAGUGUGUGGAUGCUAUUGUGGGUGCGAUUGGGGGUGGGGAGGGGAGUUUUGUCCCUGCGGGUGCCGCGGGGAGAAGUGGGAAGUUGUGA
Messenger RNA from Aspergillus uvarum CBS 121591, 867 nucleotides. RefSeq lists its product as uncharacterized. Lineage: Eukaryota; Fungi; Ascomycota; Eurotiomycetes; Eurotiales; Aspergillaceae. The coding region runs from base 1 to 867 and encodes 288 amino acids. The record is from RefSeq and is a predicted model, not a curated record. The transcript is spliced from 2 exons.